UUUUUCUAGAGUGCCAGUGCCUGCCUCGCCACUCUACUCAUCUGGACACAAUUUUCUAAAUUAUUUUGUGAAAAUGGCCAAUAACUAUGGGAUUUCUGAGCAGCAGCUCAAUCUCAUCAAAGUUCAAACGGCUCGCCGUGCUGAAAUGAGACGUGAAUUUCUGAAACAGAGGACAAACCCAUUCAAACAUGCCUCGGAAGCUGGAUAUGUUUUCGACCCCGCAGUUCAAAAGUAUAUUUCGAUGAAAGUAACCCGAUUUGACCACUUCAAGCCUAACAGAAGUAACAGUUUGUUUGGAAUUACUGCUAUUAUCAUCCCAAUGUGUGCUUAUGCAUACUGGAUCGUGACCGACCGCAAUGCCAAGGAGCAGAAGAUCAGGAAUGGUGAACUACGCUACAGAGACCGCCUGUUCAAGCUCGCUUAAAUAAAUACAGUGAAAUAUUAAAACAUUGUCUAAGGAAAAGUAUGUAGUGUAAAUAAACAAUCAUUAUUAUUUA
This is a messenger RNA of Plutella xylostella (diamondback moth), 497 nucleotides long. It is a transcript of the gene ND-B15, whose product is annotated as NADH dehydrogenase (ubiquinone) B15 subunit. NCBI's taxonomy places the organism in Eukaryota, Metazoa, Arthropoda, Insecta, Lepidoptera, Plutellidae. Gene Ontology annotation, cellular component: mitochondrion; respiratory chain complex I. The record is from RefSeq and is a predicted model, not a curated record.